Entamoeba invadens IP1 is the source of this 3174-nucleotide messenger RNA. RefSeq names its product serine-threonine protein kinase, putative. The transcript has a single exon. Gene Ontology annotation, molecular function: ATP binding; protein kinase activity. Gene Ontology annotation, biological process: protein phosphorylation. Bases 1 to 3174 code for a protein of 1057 amino acids. Lineage: Eukaryota; Evosea; Mastigamoebida; Endamoebidae. The record is from RefSeq and is a predicted model, not a curated record.
AUGUUUCUUCUAUUACUUUUAAUUUACACUCAGACAACCCUUUCUUCAAUAAAUGACACUGUGGAAUGUACACCAGGGUGUUCGACAGAGUGUUUGGUGACUCACACUUGUCAAGACAAAUGUAACUCUGGGUUUGAGCAAGACAACAGUUGUUCCAGAUGUGCUCAAUAUGAUGAAACAGCGGCAAUUAGUGAUACCAAUCAGUUGUACACUCCUGUAGACGACGAAUGCAAAUUGAUUGACCCUUCUCUAAUACAACAAAAAACAUUUUUGGUACCAGACGAUGUUAUUGUAGUCAACAAAAAUGAAGAAAUUGUUCUCAAUUUUGUAUCUACCACUAAAUAUGACACGGGACCUUGCAGAAGCAAAGACAACAAUACACAUGACUCAUACAGAAGAAGUUUUUGGAUGACUUACCCAUUCACCCAACUCAACUUAGACACUCAAAAUGUCAACUUCUCAAUUUCGUUUGUUGGAAGUGUGAAAGAAGAGGUUCGGAUAGACACAACUGACUUUCGAAAAAGCAUUGGAGAAAGGUGCUUUACUCGAAACAUCUUGCGAGCAACUAAAAAUACAACGUCCUUCAUUUUACCACUUCCUCGUUAUCCUACAAGUUGGGAAGAAGAGAAGUCCCUCAGCUUCUUUGUAUAUGUCUCGAGUGUGUCAAAUGUGUCUGUCAAAAUUCGUAUUGACGAAAUUGGAAAAUAUGAAAUCCCAGAGACCAUUGUUAUCCCUCAAUCUUUCUAUGAAGUCAUUGCGAAGAAAAAGUACUAUUCCCUCAAUUUGAAUUUAUAUGAUCUGGGCUACAGCUUCUACCCGCCUUGUAUGCCAGAUAAGUUAGUGAAAGGGAUUUACAUUCGAUUUUUAUUUGAUAGCGACUACACAAUGCUUAUCGACUCGACUUCAGAUAACCGAAUAAAGUACAUGGAAGAAGUUGAGACGACCAACACGUCGAAGUGUAAAACACUGUGGGUUGGUCAAGGGUAUGGGAAGAAUAGUAAUGUCCUUAAAGGACUUUACAUUGCAAUUCCAAAAGGAAAGACUAUGGGAAGGAGGUUUGGGAUAUAUACAGAGGAGCAAGACAUCACUAUUCCAUUUGCGAACACCCUUUUGUGUAAAGACAACUGCCACUAUGAAGAAGGGUUUGGUAAAUGUUCUUCACGUGAGAAGAAGUGUAUUUGUAAUGAGAAAUAUGGUGGUGAAAGUUGUAUUAAAAAGUGUUAUUAUCAAGGGGAGUGGACUGAUGGAAGUACCGGAGAAGGGAAGUGUUAUUUUGGGAGUGACGGGUGUAACGAAAAUUGUUAUUGUCACGAGAAUUACACGUUGAACGACCACUUAUGUAUUUCACCGAAUUGUUUGUCGGGCUCCAUUGACACAGCUACGAACUGUUAUUCGACCAAAGAGGGGUGUAACGUGAAUUGUUUAUGUGAAGAUGGGUUCACUUUAGUGAAUGGGUCGUGUAAAUCCAACACCUGUGGAAACAAUCAAAUUGAUGUCAAACCAAAUGGAAGAGAAGAAGAGUGCGAUGGUGGUAUUAACUGUGAUAAUUACUGUAAUUGUUACAACGGCUUUAAACAAGAUCUUACUAACAAAACUUCAUGUAUUGCUAUUGGAGUGUCUGAUAAGACACUUGGUCUCUCUAUUGGAUUUGGUACAUUAGGUUUAUUGUUACUAUUAGUCGUCAUUGUAGUGUUGAUUUGUGUUUUGUUCUUUAAAACAAAACGGACUGAUUUGUCAGUGUAUAAAGAACAACAACCGACGUACCACUUCUACAUCUCGGGAGCUACAAAAAUAGAAGAAGACACUAAAGUCGCAUUCAAACUUGGACCAGACGAAUUGGACUUUGGAAACAAAGAAACGUCGACUUCUAUAUUUGAUACUCGAUUUGAGAGAAUCCAAGUCGUCAAUAACUCGAAGAAAAAGAUGCUAAUCAUUUUCCAUACCCCUACAAACCCCAAAUUUGUAUUCCAUUUUGAUCCACAAUAUUUGAUCAUUCACUCAAGAAACAUUAAACACGUUGUCACGUGCUUUAUGACCAUUUUUUGUACAACAAAAUUACAAGGAAUGAAGAUACCAUACACCGUUUGGUUCAGUAAGAGCCGAAAAACGCUCGAGCAGAUCGAACAGACUCUUCGCGACAAAACCUUUGAAGAGUGGACGUCGACUGAUCAACUUGGAAUGGAACAAUUGCUGAAGAAAGUCUCGAGUCGGAUGUACGGCUUUAUCAAAAUCAAUACCACAGCGACGGCAUCGACACAUAUUGAUAUGGAUGAGCUCAAUUUAAGAGAGCAGCCGAUAGCAGAAGGCGCGAUGGGUGUUGUGUUCUUUGGGGAAUAUCGGAGUAUGCCUGUCGCCGUCAAGCAAUUUCGGUGGGAGAAUUUGACUGAUGAAGAGACCAUUGACUUGAAGCGGAGUGUUGUCCACGAGUGUGAAAUGAUGAGUAAACUCAGAAAUCCAUUCAUAGCAAAUUACAUAGGAUCGGUCACAUAUCUUCCCCAAGUGUGUAUGGUCAUCCAAUUCUUCGCUUUGGGAUCAUUAGGAGAGUAUUUGCGAAAGGGGAGUGACGAGUACUUAGAACUUCCGUAUCACCUCAAAUUGAGAAUUCUAUUUGACACCGCAAGAGGAAUGCAAUUUCUUCACGAAAACAAAAUAAUGCACUUGGACUUAAAACCAGACAAUUUACUCGUCAACUCCCUCUUUAACAGCUCUCCGUGUUGCGUCAAAAUUACUGACUUCGGAACAUCAAGAUUCAAACUCAAUGGCAAAGACAAAGGACUCGGAACACCAAUAUAUAGUGCACCAGAAUGUUAUUCGGAUUGUUAUUCGUUUGCAAGUGACGUGUAUGCAUUUGGUGUGACAGCGUGGGAAGUGUAUUACCAAGAAGAGCCGUUUAAAGAACUUAAAUCACUCUUUGAUAUUAAGAAACACGUCACAUCAGGGUUAAGACUCAGAUUUGAAACGUGCAUAAAUGAAGGAAUGUCGGGGUUGAUUAACCAUUGUUGGUGUCAAAGCCCUGAAGAAAGAUACUCCUUUGAAAAGAUCUCUUCGAAGUUGGUUGCUUUGAUCGACGAAAAUGAAAAGAACAGCUCGAGUGAAAAUGUGGAUGAAAGCGCAAUUGAGGCGUUCGUUCAGAAGAGAAAUGAAAGACUCAAAAAAUUGAUGGGCGAUGACUGA